Cavia porcellus (domestic guinea pig) is the source of this 406-nucleotide messenger RNA. RefSeq names its product defensin beta 136 (gene Defb136). The coding region runs from base 168 to 395 and encodes 75 amino acids. Gene Ontology annotation, biological process: defense response to bacterium. Lineage: Eukaryota; Metazoa; Chordata; Mammalia; Rodentia; Caviidae. The transcript has 2 exons. The record is from RefSeq and is a predicted model, not a curated record.
AGCACGCAAGCUGGACCUGCUCCCUGCCCUUUCAAGAAGUGCGAGGGAAGAGUGGGGCCCGGCAGAAGGAGGAGGCCUGGAUUCCACUCCACCUACUCCAGCCGGCCUCUAUAAAGAGCCUUCCUCCCGGACAGCUCAGGACGCUCCAGCCGGCGCUGCCCACAGCCAUGAACCUGUACCUUUCUGGUUUCCUCUUCCUCCUGAUGGUCCCCUUAACUUCAGGACACGGCUUGUUUGGGAACAGCGGCGUGGUCGUCCGGACCUGCACCGCGCUAAACGGGCUGUGUUUCUUCGGCUGUAAACCAGGAUGGACGUUUGUCGCAUUCUGCCACAACAUAUUGGUUUGUUGUAGAAAGGAUAAAAAAUUUUCACCUCCCCAGGCCAAUGAAGUAUAACCCGCACCCAU